UAGCCAGGUUGGUCUCAAUCUCCUGACCUCGUGAUCCGCCCAUCUCGGCCUCCCAAAGUGUCGGGAUUACAGGCGUGAGCCACAACGCCUGGCGCUGACUGCAUUUCUUAUGAACUUCAUUUUGUAUGGCGAACAUCCCUCCAUCCCACAUAGAAGAUUUAUAGUACAAAACAUUCUACACUAGCUGACAAAUGGCAUGGAGCCCUACUCCUAUAUUUGUGAUAAGCAGGAAGUCAGCAUGGAUUGGUGGCUAACAGUAUGAUCUCUGACCAGUGGCCCUGGUUGAAAUCCUUAGAGCUGUGGCCUUGAGGCAAGUUAAUUAACCUUGAUGUGCCUUAGUUUGGUGACAAAUAGGGACUUAGUAGAUAUGUACUAUUGUUUUUUUGCAAUUGCUUGUUUCUGUCCUUUUCCCCUACUGGAAUACAUUUCAUGAAACAAGGAUGUGUCUAUCUUUUUCUCUUGGGUCAGUGCUCAGGAGCUUGGUAAAUAUGUUUUGAAUGAAAGAAUGAAUGAAGAGAAAAAAGAGGAAAGUGAGAGUCUCAGUGUGAAGUCUGUGGAGAGAGGAAUACAGAAAAUUAAAGAAGUGACAGAAUCAGGGUGGGAAAGGCUCUGCUUGGGAUACCCUCUAAUGUCCUGGAAAUGAGGCUGUGUCCCUUGUGCAAGACAAGGAAGGGAAAGAAAAUGAGCCCUGCACCCCAAUCCCAGUCCUGCAAGGAUGCUUGACCAAACUUGGGUUUGAGGCCCAAUUUAGGAAGGUUAGAGUCCUUCCUAAGAUUUAGGGGGUUAGAGGUCCCUCUCAGUAAAGUCUCCCUUGGUUAAAAAUGGAUUUGGCACUACGAGGUAUUAACUGCUAUUCUCUUUGAGUUAAUCUGCCUCGCACUCUUUGCUGAUGGCUGUAGGUGGCAGGAUUGAGCAUGUACAGGAUCAUGGGACAUGGGGAGCUUUUUUCUCCCUAAAGGAGGAAACUUGAGAGCUGAUCCCUUCAGGAUGCAAGUGGCCCCAUGAAUUUUUGAGUCAGUGUUGCUGCAACGGGUGGGUCUUUCUGGCCUCCCUGAGCUCCUGGGGAGGUGGCUGAGCUCUCUUCAGCAGGCCCUGAAGUCUCCAGAACUUUGGUCCCAGCUGCCGAAGCACCCCAGUCCCUGCCCCUGCGGCAGCCAUUGUCAGAUGUUCCUGCCAGCCCUGAGAGCUCAACACAACUCAAGAGGCCCAGGCAUGCUCUGCCCAGUGCUGCAGGGGGUGCAGCCACAAGGCUGGGCAGAGGAGACAGGUGACUUCUGAUGUGGGGACCUGGGGAGGCUUCCUGCAGAAGGUGCCAUGUGCAGAGCCCUGAGGAUGGGGCCUUCACCUCUGACCUAUGGCCUAGGAUGGGUAGGAGGCUUCAGAAGAGGGAAAGAAUAGCAAAGUUGAAUUUGAAAUGGGGGUAUCAGAGUGGACCCACUGUCAUAGGUUUGUGUUUGUUUGUUUGUUGUUGUUGUUGUUUUGUCUCCAGGCAGGGCUGCUGUAGCAGCUGUGGUCGGAGGAGUUGUGGCUAUGGGGACUGUGCCCGUGGCACUCGGUGCCAUGGGCUUCACCUCAGUAGGAAUCGCCGCAUCCUCCAUAGCAACCAAGAUGAUGUCUACAGCAGCCAUUGCCAGUGGGGGCGGAGUUGCCGCGGGCAGUCUGGUGGCUAUUCUGCAGUCAGCGGGGGCAGCUGGACUCUCUGUGACAUCCAAAGUUAUCCUGGGCUUUGCUGGGACAGCUCUUGGGGCCUGGCUGGGUUCACCCCCUUCCAGCUGAACACCACACUGAGGCAGGGAGGUGGCUGUCUUGGUGGAGAUGACUUUCCUGGGCCUCUGGAUGAUGGUCUUCCAAAGGGCAAGUCCCCUACUCCCAAAAUUAUUUAAGGAAGCAUGAAAAAUAAAGAUGCUGGUGAUCUUCUCCUAGUGUCGGUUCUCUGUUCUUGUGGUCAGGAUAGGGUACAGCGCUGCUACAGGAGUGUGGGACAAGGAGGGACUCGAGGAA
Symphalangus syndactylus (siamang) is the source of this 2001-nucleotide messenger RNA. RefSeq lists its product as uncharacterized. The record is from RefSeq and is a predicted model, not a curated record. Lineage: Eukaryota; Metazoa; Chordata; Mammalia; Primates; Hylobatidae.